Hibiscus syriacus is the source of this 1177-nucleotide messenger RNA. Its product is annotated as metacaspase-3-like. Bases 86 to 1132 code for a protein of 348 amino acids. The transcript has 6 exons. The record is from RefSeq and is a predicted model, not a curated record. Gene Ontology annotation, biological process: proteolysis. Gene Ontology annotation, molecular function: cysteine-type endopeptidase activity. Lineage: Eukaryota; Viridiplantae; Streptophyta; Magnoliopsida; Malvales; Malvaceae.
AGUAGCUUACUCGCCCCUGUUCCUUCUCACGAUUCCACUCCCACCGGUCAUUGCUGAUUUAACAGCUAGCGAGUUGCUCGAAACGAUGGCUAGAAGAGUAAGAUGCAGCAGAUGUGGGGUUCAAAUGUUGGUUUCACCCGAGGCACGAGCCGUUCGUUGUUCCAUGUGCCACGCUGUUACCGAUCUUGUCAUGAUCAAUGCUCGACCGGGCCGGAUCGGUUAUGAUGGCUAUCACGGGGCGCCAAGGAUGCAUGGAUAUUCGUAUAUGAAUGGUCCGCAACCACGUCCCCCGCAACCGCAACCUUCCUUGUCUCCUGUUCCGGUCCACGGAAGAAAACGGGCACUUCUUUGCGGCGUGAAUUACCAUGGGAAGAGUUACAAACUCAGAGGAAGUAUCAAUGAUGCCAAGUGUAUGAAACACCUACUUGUGGAGAAACUAGGAUUUCCUAAUGAGUCCAUUUUAAUGCUCACAGAGGAAGAGAGAGAUCCUUUAAAGAUCCCGACGAAACAGAACAUCCGAAAGGCUUUGAGAUGGCUGGUCUACGGAUGCCAACCAGGGGACUCGCUAGUGUUUCAUUUCUCCGGUCAUGGCACUCGGCAAAAGGAUUAUAACCAGGACGAAGUCGACGAAUUCGAUGAAGCGUUGUGCCCUCUCGAUCACGAAACCGAAGGGAACAUAAUUGACGAUGAAAUCAACGACACCAUUGUGAAACCACUGACUCGAGGAACCACGCUGCACGGGAUCAUAGACGCCUGCUACAGCGGAACUGUUCUCGAUCUUCCUUUUGUUUGCCGGAUGAACGAGAAAGGGUAUAUGUGGGAAGAUCAGACAAACCCUUUUUUUUACAAGCGUACGAGUGGAGGAUUAGCUGUCUGUGUGAGUGCUUGUGAUGAUCAUCAAACCUCUGCUGAUACCACUGCCUUCACCGGAAGCAAAAAGAGAACUGGUGCCAUGACGUUCAGCUUCGUCCAAGCGGUUCAAAACGAACCUAGGCUAACGUAUGGCAGCUUGCUUAACGCGAUGCGCUCUGUGAUUCGUGGCGUUAGCGAAGCUAUGGACGGAGCAACGCAGGAUCCACAGUUAACUUCAUCGGAGAGAUUUGACAUCUACAAGAAGCCAUUUGUGCUCUAGUAAUUUCUGUUGUUCUUGAGGAACUGCCUACUACUAUACUUGUUU